This is a messenger RNA of Rhododendron vialii, 1556 nucleotides long. RefSeq names its product probable purine permease 11. Lineage: Eukaryota; Viridiplantae; Streptophyta; Magnoliopsida; Ericales; Ericaceae. The coding region runs from base 199 to 1299 and encodes 366 amino acids. The transcript has 2 exons. Gene Ontology annotation, cellular component: membrane. The record is from RefSeq and is a predicted model, not a curated record. Gene Ontology annotation, molecular function: purine nucleoside transmembrane transporter activity.
AUUAGAUACUCCGUAGAUAAUAAAAGGCCCACAACUUCUCUCUCCUUUUCUCAUUCCUCUCGUCCUCGUAGGAUUCCAAUUCGCACCCCACCGCCGUUGAGGGUCUCAACUCCCAAUUAUUACGGAGUAGUAUCAACCAAAUCUCCUGUUCUUCUCUUUCGAGGGCUCUCUCGUACCUAUCUUUCUUCGCUUCAAAACAUGCCAGAUUAUCAAGAGCCAAUAUUGAUAGAAGAUGGAACUUCAACUCUCCCACCGCUAUUCUUCAAGCUUAAGCACUGGCAAUGGUGGUUUUUGGUCGUUCUUAAUGUACUUUUUAUUGUCGCUGGUCAAGCUGCUGCUGUCAUUCUUGGAAGAUUUUACUAUGAUCAGGGUGGAAAUAGCAAAUGGAUGGCUACCCUUGUCCAAACUGCUGCUUUCCCAAUUGUCCUCAUCCCAUAUUUUUUUCUCCAUUCCUCUAAAGGCCCUCUGUCUGCUUCUCCUUCUCCUCCACUGAAGACUAUUUUCUUACUUUACUUUGUUCUUGGAGUAGUUAUUGCGGGUGAUAACAUGCUUUAUUCCAUUGGACUAUUAUACCUAGCCGCCUCUACUUAUUCCCUCAUUUGUGCUACUCAAUUGGCUUUUAAUGCAGUCUUCUCUUUCUUUAUCAAUAAUCAGAAGUUCACUGCACUAAUUAUGAACUCUGUGGUUGUCCUUUCGCUAUCCGCCUCUCUCCUUGCUGUAAACGAUGAAUCUGAUGCGCCAUCCGGAGUCUCUCGAUCAAAAUACAUCCUUGGAUUUUUAGCUACUGUUGGAGCUUCUGCACUAUACUCUCUUCUCCUUUCCCUUAUACAGCUUUCAUUCCAGAAGGUUUUGAAAAAGGAAACGUUUUCCGUGGUGUUGGAAAUGCAAAUUUUCACGUCACUCGUUGCCACUUGUGUUUGUAUGGUUGGCCUUUUCGCAAGUGGUGAGUGGAAAACUUUACACGGAGAAAUGGAUGGAUUUGGUAAGGGGAGAGUUGCUUAUGUGAUGACUUUGGUGUGGACAGCUGUGGCUUGGCAAAUUUGCGGAAUUGGUGUCGUGGGUUUGAUUUUCGUCGUCUCUUCUCUGUUUUCAAAUGUCAUCAGCACUUUAUCUUUGGCUAUUACUCCCAUUGCUGCUGUGAUAGUCUUUCAUGACAAGAUGAAUGGUGUAAAGAUUAUUGCUUUGCUUCUAGCUCUUUGGGGUUUUGCCUCUUAUAUCUAUCAGAACUAUCUUGAUGAUCUUAAGGCAAAGAAAACAGAAAAAGAGGUCAAUGAGGCCUCCAGCAAUUCAAACUGUUGAUUUUUUGUUGGCGGCUUCGAGAAAAUGCUGAGAACUUGAUUGGUUAGAAUUGUUACUCUCUCUCUCUCUCAAUUUGUAACAUACGCCAUUUUUUAUCAUUUAGUAAUAGCUUUUGUGUAUCAUAGGGCUUUCAUUAUCUUUGUCACUUAAUAAAUUAUAGAGGAGAUUUGUUCAUGAUACGUAUUUCUGUGGAAAACUAUCCAUGUCUAUUAUGGGGAUCUGGUUUUUUUUUUCGGUUAUGAAGUAUUUUCAUGUGU